This is a messenger RNA of Ailuropoda melanoleuca (giant panda), 3453 nucleotides long. It is a transcript of the gene PLEKHA1, whose product is annotated as pleckstrin homology domain containing A1. The transcript is spliced from 13 exons. Lineage: Eukaryota; Metazoa; Chordata; Mammalia; Carnivora; Ursidae. The record is from RefSeq and is a predicted model, not a curated record. The coding region runs from base 42 to 1220 and encodes 392 amino acids.
AAAUCAACUGACAAUAUAUAUUGUAAUGUUCAGGCUCAGAAAUGCCUUAUGUGGAUCGUCAGAAUCGCAUUUGUGGUUUUCUAGACAUUGAGGAAAAUGAAAACAGUGGGAAAUUUCUUCGAAGGUACUUCAUACUGGAUACCAGAGAAGAUAGUUUUGUAUGGUACAUGGAUAAUCCACAGAACUUACCUUCUGGAUCAUCACGUGUGGGAGCCAUUAAACUUACCUACAUUUCAAAGGUUAGCGAUGCAACUAAGCUAAGGCCAAAGGCUGAGUUCUGUUUUGUUAUGAAUGCAGGGAUGAGGAAAUAUUUCCUACAAGCUAAUGAUCAGCAGGACCUAGUAGAAUGGGUAAAUGUGUUGAACAAAGCUAUAAAAAUUACAGUACCAAAGCAGUCAGACUCACAGCCUCAUUCUGAUAACCUAAGUCGCCAGAAUGAAUGUGGGAAGAAGCAAGUGUCUUACAGAACUGACAUUGUUGGGGGCGUGCCCAUCAUUACCCCAACUCAGAAAGAAGAAGUAAAUGAAUGUGGUGAAAGUAUUGACAGAAAUAAUUUGAAACGGUCACAAAGCCAUCUUCCCUAUUUUACUCCUAAGCCGCCCCCAGACAGUGCAGUCAUCAAAGCUGGCUAUUGUGUAAAGCAAGGCGCCGUGAUGAAAAACUGGAAGAGAAGAUAUUUUCAGUUGGAUGAAAACACAAUAGGCUACUUCAAAUCUGAACUGGAAAAGGAACCCCUCCGUGUAAUACCACUUAAAGAGGUUCAUAAAGUCCAGGAAUGUAAGCAGAGUGACAUAAUGAUGAGGGACAAUCUCUUUGAAAUUGUAACAUCGUCCCGAACUUUCUAUGUGCAGGCUGAUAGCCCUGAGGAGAUGCACAGUUGGAUUAAAGCAGUCUCGGGUGCCAUUGUAGCACAGCGGGGGCCUGGCCGAUCAGCAUCUUCUAUGCGGCAGGCCAGAAGGCUGUCGAACCCUUGUAUACAGAGGUAUACAUCAAGAACUGGUGAAUGCAGCACGAGCAUUCCAGCUGUCCUGCAGAACCCAAGCCCACUUUCCGCUCUGCCAGCGCAGCCGCCGCCUCACAUUCCACAGCCUCUCGCAGCAACUCUCUGGUCUCAAGCUCUACCGUGGAGAAGCGAGGAUUUUACGAAUCUCUUGCCAAGGUCAAGCCAGGGAACUUCAAGGUCCAGACUGUCUCUCCAAGAGAACCAGCUUCCAAAGUGACUGAACAAGCUCUGCUAAAACCUCAAAGUAAAAAUGGCCCUCAGAAGAAAGACUGUGACCCAGUGGACUUGGACGACGCGAGCCUUCCGGUCAGUGACGUGUGAGACGGAAGCGCGUGGAGCCUCGCCUGCCUCCUCAGCCCUUCUAGCCAAAGAUGAUAAAGGAUGAAAUGGUUUUUAAUACGUCUAUUAUACUGCCUCUUGAUGUACUCUUCAUAAGCUGGUAAACCAAGAAUCUAGGGAGUGGCCAAACGAAAUGUAAUUUCUUUAAAAAAAAAAAAACACAAAAAAAUGAAUGAACGCAAGAGAAAACCUAAGUGUUUCAGUAUCAAUUGUCUGAAGCUUCGUGUGCUCUCUUUUGGGUGAUGAAAAUGUGUGUGUGGUAUUUUUUCCUAGUGAAUUUGACAAUUUAAAUGUUUAACAACUUAAAACAUUAAAAAUGCUUAUUAAUUAUUUUGGUUGUUUUUAAAAUGCUACUUAGAUUUCCUAUUAGAUGCUUGAUAUUUACAUAUUCUUACUGGUUAAUAUUAUUGAAUGAAAUAUUGUCAGACUAAGAUACCUAAAAUCAUGAUGUCUGUGGUGCUGUAAAAUUUGUACUACAAUGUGGACAGUUUGGAAAUGAUAACAUCUCUGAUGCUCUGGAUCUUGAGGUGAGCGGCACGUGUUGCGUAGAGGGUAUCAUUGGACCCGUUAGUGAGGGUUGAAGGUUGCACGGGGUGGAAAUUAGAACUCACACAACUGUGUCUUGGACAUGGGUUUGAGAAAACUUCGGACUUGCUACGGUCUCUGCUUUAUGAAACGGUGAAAAUGAUUUGGUAUGAAAUUUCUGGGAGAUCUGAUUUUCAUAUCGAGGUUUUAUAAGUAGUUCUUCUUUCUGUAUUUGGAUCAGUGAAAGACCUCAAGUUUAUAUGUAAAGACAUACUGCCCUUAGCCGUGCGAUUGCAGCCUCUCCUUUUUGUCACUGAUUAACCUCUAUUCAAGCGCCUGUGUCUUCUCAUCUUGUUGGAGAACGUUGUCGGAAUAAUGUGCUCAAAAGUCCUACGUGAUCGGUUGUAAACAUUGGGAUAAAAUUAAUUUUCAGCAGCAUAGUUAAUGUGCUAACUAAGAUAUCCUCUCACAGUCGAGACGCCAGAAUGCUUCUAUUCUACUACCUGUGUGAUAUGUAUGUUGUAAAACACAAACUUGAGUGUACGUUUAAUCAUAGGGUUAUCGCAGAUGUCAGCACCGCUCCAAGAAACCCUCAGUUUCAAGUGUUGAAUAAUAGACCAGUUUGAAGUGCCAUUUUUAUGGUUGAGUCUUAAACAUUUGCUUCAAGAAAAUAGUCUUGAAUUUCACAUGCUGCUAUUUUUAUGAUAUUUUACCAUCUUACUGUGCUGUUUUGUUUUGAAUUCGUAUGUGUCACUGUUUCUCCUUUGUGUUUUCUAAGAUGACGUCUUGUUUGAGAAAAAGGGGGAGAGAUUUCCUGCUGCAGUGGUGGGGUCCAGAGGUUACUAUCUGUUAUAGUGGAAUUAUCAUGGAAUCCGUUUAAAAAUCCAAAUGCAUAAAGUGCACCACUCAACUUUUUUAUUCAUAAGCUAAUAUUUUGAAAAGUUAUAUUUUGAUUUUUUUCUUUUUUCCAGCUGCAUUGGAAAAUGGUAGAAUGGAAAGGUUUUAAGUAGAUAUCCCUUUUUCUGCUGGUAUAUUCAUUAUAAUGGCUCUUUAGAAAGUGACUUUUUCGUGAACACACCUAAGAAAUCUUGUGUAGACAGUUGGCAAUAUUCAGGAGCCUUAUGCUUUUUUCUUUGGUACAGCUUCUACAUUGCAUGUUCAUUUUAGCAUAUUUUGGUAUCGGUAAUUUGAUAUAUUUCCUAGUGGCAAAAUACUAGCUCUAUUUUGGGACUUUUUAUAGAACUACCCUUGUAUUUAGUAGCAUAGGAAAAUGUUCUUGUGAUUGUCAGGGUCUCCUAAUAUUUAUCUCAAUACUUUUAUAAUUCUAUGAAAAUUAUUUAAUUAUUUUAAAACUUAUACUUUUCUUGUAAAUAUGUCACAUCUGAAUUGUCAAAAAAUUACUUUGAAUACCUUAAUAUUUGCUGCAUUUUUUUUUUCUGUAUUAUAACACGUCUUUCAGAAUGGGAAUGUACGUGUGCUUCCCAGUGUUUACUUUUACCUCUGUUAUCUUUAUAAUGUCAAACUGGCUGAACACUGUAAUGACUUGAGAAUAAACUCAAAAUUCUAACUUCUCAUUUGGUUUGGUU